This is a messenger RNA of Lotus japonicus, 1147 nucleotides long. Its product is annotated as protein STAY-GREEN, chloroplastic-like. Lineage: Eukaryota; Viridiplantae; Streptophyta; Magnoliopsida; Fabales; Fabaceae. The record is from RefSeq and is a predicted model, not a curated record. Bases 224 to 949 code for a protein of 241 amino acids. The transcript has 4 exons.
AACCGUAUAAAGCAACUAACUAGAAUCAUCAGCGUCAUUGUUCAGACUUCAGAUACAUACUACCACACGCAUCUUAAACACCACCUCUACCCCGUUUUCCAAUUUUCAACGCUCUUGACAAUACUAAAAUUCAAAGCAAGUUCAUUGAAGCAAAUUAACAAACACUAGGUAGCCCUCAAAUCUGGAGCUUCAGGAAACAUCAAAUUCUUGAAGCAAACUAAUCAUGGGUUCUCUAACUACUGGUUUUCUCACUUCUUCACUUUCUGGCCAGCAAUUCUCUCUUUCCCCACACAGAACUAGACGAAUCAGAAAGAAAAACCAAGCUGUUUUUCCUGUUGCUAGGUUGUUCGGGCCAGCCAUGUUUGAAGCUUCGAAGCUGAAGGUUUUGUUCUUGGGAGUGGAUGAAAAUAAGCACCCUGGGGAUCUUCCAAGGACUUACACGCUAACUCAUAGUGAUAUCACCUCUAAAAUCACUCUGGCUAUCUCCCACAACAUAAACAAUUCUCAGUUGCAGGGGUGGUACAACAGAUUGCAAAGGGAUGAAGUGGUGGCACAGUGGAGGAAGAUCAAGGGAAACAUGUCUCUCCAUGUUCAUUGUCAUAUCAGUGGAGGUCAUUUCCUGCUAGAUCUAUGUGCUAAGCUAAGAUACUUCAUCUUCUGCAAAGAGCUUCCAGUGGUAUUGAAGGCCUUCAUUCACGGCGAUGAAAAUUUGUUCAACAACUACCCGGAGUUGGAGGAAUCAUUGGUUUGGGUUUACUUUCACUCAAACAUCUCAGAAUUCAACAAGGUGGAGUGUUGGGGUCCACUUAAGGAUGCUUGUGCAACAUCAAUUGGGUCCUACUCCUAUGACAAGGGUAUGCCUCAAACUCAGCCAUGCCAACAAAACUGCGAGUGUUGCUUUACACCGAUGAGCUCAAGUGAUUGGAUUGGAACCCAACAAAAAUUGUGAACUCUUCAUGUAUUCAUUAAGAAAAGAAUAUGAAAUUGAACCCUUCGAUGUGAAGGGGCUGCUAAGGUGCAAGACUAAGUCUUGCAAGUCUUGCACUGGUGCAACACAUGAUGUAAAUAUAAAUACAACACUAGCUUAAUUUUUCCCUAUGUUUCUGUAAAUAUACAGGUCAAUAGUGAAAUUCAUCUUUCAAAUCAA